Molecule: messenger RNA, 1485 nt
Organism: Penicillium waksmanii
Lineage: Eukaryota; Fungi; Ascomycota; Eurotiomycetes; Eurotiales; Aspergillaceae
Product: FAD-binding oxidoreductase
Exons: 5
Coding region: 1-1485 (494 amino acids)
Molecular function (GO): FAD binding
Source: RefSeq, a predicted model, not a curated record
AUGCGUAUAGGUUCUGUUGCUUUGCCCCUAGUGGGUGGCCUUGCUACAGUCGCGGCCAACUCGGUCAGUGCUGGUUGCCGUGCACUGACGAACCCCCUUGGAGAUGCGGUUUUCUCUCGUAACACCGAGGUCUACAAAUACGAAUCAAAGAACUUCUGGUCCAACACCGAGAUCUUGUCUCCAGGAUGCGUCUUCCGUCCGCAGUCUACCGAGCAACUCGCUGAAGGAUUGGACGUGCUUGUUCACGCCAAUGCCGACUUUGCUGUGCGUGGUGGCGGCCACAUGGGUAUCAAGGGUGCGAAUAACAUUAAUGGGGGUGUUCUCGUGGUCAUGUCAAAUCUCACCACCCUGCAAUUGAACGACGAUCAGUCCAUCGUCUCGGUCGGCCCCGCAUACAGAUGGCAGGACGUUUAUGCUUUCCUCGCCAAACACGACCUAACAGCUGCAGGUGGUCGUCUCGGCCCUGUCGGUGUUCCUGGCUUGCUUCUCGCCGGAGGUGUCAACUUCUACGGCAAUCAGGUGGGCUUUGGAUGUGACACUGUCGUGAACUACGAGGUCGUUCUGGCCGAUGGUUCCGUCGUGCAAGCAAACAAGUCAAGCAACGCCGAUCUCUUCUGGGCCUUGAAGGGCGGUAGCAGCAACUUCGGUCUGGUCACCCGCUUCGACGUCGAGACGAUCAAGUCACGGAAGGUCUGGGCUGGUGCUCACACUGUUGCAGCUCAAUAUGUUGAUCGCUUCCUGGCUGCCGCCGCGACGUACGCUUCCGACAUCUCCGACCCCAAGACUCACAUUGUCCCUGCUCUCGUACCUGGUGACUCGACCCUAGCCUCAGUAAUUCUCUUUUAUGACAGUGAAACCGAAAGCUACCCAGAGAUUUUCAAGCCCUUCACCGAUAUUCCUUCCGUGAGCAGCACGGUCGGGUUCAAGACUGUUGCUGAGUUUGCAGCCGAGACUGGAGAGAUGGUUGUGGAAGGUAUCAAUGAUGUCUUUGUUGCUGGAUCAGUCACGGGUGCCUCCUAUGAGGAACUUCACCAGGGCAUCAGCAUUAUCAACACCACUUUCUUCAACCAGCUUCCUAAGCUGUACAAGCAGAUUCCCACCUCCAAUAUCUCCACCAUUCAGCUGGAUUGGCAGCCCAUUGGUGCCGACUGGAUGAAGGCAUCCGAGGCUCGUGGUGGCAAUGCCCUCGGCCUGGAUUCCUCAAAGACCUACCUCUGCUACGCCGAGGUUGUCGAGUGGAUUGGAUCGGCAUACGACGAUAUUGUUGCUGAGUGGGUGGAGGAAACCACCUAUGCGAUCAACAAUGCCACCCAGAAGGCUGGUCUCUAUGACCCCUUCAACUAUAUGGGUGACGCUGCUGGAUUCCAGUCGAUCUUCCCUGGAUAUGGUGAGAAGAACCACCAGAAGCUGAUCUCGAUCGCGCAAAAGUACGAUCCGCACAGUGUUUUCCAGACGUUGAUGCCUGGAGGAUUCAAGAUUUAUUGA